AUGGAAGGUAGAGCAAGGAUCUUCAUCGAGGGCAUGAAGCUGCAGGCAGGAUCACAACUGAGAGGAACUCCCUGGCGGAGGUUCGAGGCAGCCAUACGCAUGUGUGAGCAGCAUGAAGUGUCCUUCACGGCAGUUAUUGGAGCAAGAAAUCUCAAUACGCUACAGCGAGCACUUCUCCCUCAAACAACCAAAUUUGUGCUGCAGGAUUCCUUCUCAUGUAACAUGAAGUUUCCUUUCUACUUGUCUGGUCAAAUCGAUCUGAAAGAGAAGUCGCUGCUUCAAAUUGCGAAAGUUCAGCUGGAGUCCAGCAAGAUUCUGCUCGAGGUCGACGGGAUAGUGCAAGUGGCAGUUGAUGGCUCAACCUCCUCAAAAGUUGCUCUGAUGUGGGCCGUCAAGCACUGCUAUAGGCAAGGAGACGUCAUCCUUCUCUUCCAUUGUCAGCCGCUCCAGUUCAACCCUGGCGCAGGGUAUGGAGCAGAGAAAACCUUUCAGGUCUUGAAGCGAUUUGCCAAAAGGCUCGAGCAGAAAAAGGUGUCCUGCAUUCAAAUACUCGCGCGUGGGGACCCAGCAAGCGAGCUUGCCCUGCUUACAGAGAAGAACAAGUGCCAUCUGCUCGUGAUGGGAUCACAUGGAACUUCUUAUGAUGAACGAAAGGAUUCAGGUGGCCAGUGGCAGCGACUCGCUUCCUGGUUCUAUCGACCAGCAGACAAGACGGCCCCGAACAAGCACGCCGUCGGCAGUGUCUGUUUCGCUGCAGCCAGCUCAAUGCCAGCUCCUCUUGUGAUAGUCGACAGGGUCAAGAGCUCUGAAAGUUACAAGUGAUCGAUGGAUUCAUUGGCUAUGGCUUGCUGAGUCCAGCUGAAGUUGAGCAGAAACAGAGUCUGACGUCAUUCACUCUUCGACAUUGCGGAGCGGCUCCAUCUCGUCGCCGUCCCCAGCUGGUCCGUAGGGGCUGACAGAAGCUGUCAAGCGUGCAACACAAGAGGAUGCAGAGUCUACCUAACGACCUGGUGCCCUUUUCCGAAGACCUUCCGGCCUAACCGGUUCAAGCAAGGACGGCAAGGCGAAAUCUACAAGCAGAUUCAACCAGGCAGUAAGUUAUACAAGCACAGGAACCGCGAUCAUGAAAAAUGUCCAGAUUCCGGUCAGUACUCCUCCGGCAGCGAUAGAAAAGAUCCUGUCAUGUCAC
Messenger RNA from Guillardia theta CCMP2712, 1189 nucleotides. RefSeq lists its product as hypothetical. Bases 1 to 822 code for a protein of 273 amino acids. The record is from RefSeq and is a predicted model, not a curated record. NCBI's taxonomy places the organism in Eukaryota, Cryptophyceae, Pyrenomonadales, Geminigeraceae. The transcript has 14 exons.